AUGGCUAUGGGUGUUGAUACACCAACCAAUUCAAAUGAAGAGUGGAGAUCACAAAUACAGACCUAUGAACGUGAGAAUAUGAUCACAAACAUUACAACCAAUCAUCAUCAUCAACUGUUGAAUGAGUUGUUAUUGACCGUUGUUAUCUUCUCUAUCUCUAUCUCUAGAGCUACAUUAUGUCAGAAACAGUAUCCUAGUAAAACACCUGAUGAACUUCGUUCGAUUGCUAGUAAUCUUGAACAAAAAGUAUUCAAUAAUCCUGCUCAUGAUACUAAACAAAAAUACAUUAACCAAAUUGCAACCAUCAUCUUCAAAUUGCAAAGUGCAGGAGGUGGUGCCACAACACCUCAACAAACUCUACCAUCCCCAAUACAAACAACUCCUAUUCAAGUACAGAACAAUAAUAAUCAAAUGUUACAACAACAACAACAACAACAACAACAACUACAACAGCAACAAUUACAACAACAACAAUUACAGCAACAACAAUUACAACAGCAACAAUUACAAUUACAACAACAGCAACAAUUACAACAACAACAACAAGGAGGAGGAAUGAACCCUAACCAACAAAUUGCAAGACCACAGCAGCAACAACAACCUACUCAACAACAACAACCAGUUGUUAAUAAUCCUCAACCAAAUGGUGGUGUACCAAGAUCAAAUUACUCUACCAAUGCACCACCACCUCAACCUUUUGGUGUUGGAGGUAAUCCUCAGACCAACACCAACAAUGUCCCAACCAACAAUAAUAACAUGCAACCUCAACAAACACCAACAAUUGGGUCGUUGUAUGGAUAUACAACAGGAAAUCCACAUACUGAUGCUCUUUUUGCUCAAUUGGUGGUACCAAAAUUUGAGCAACAUAGAACGGCAGAAAAGAAUGAAGAGAUUAGAGCAGAAAUAAGUCUGUUGGGACCAAAGUUUGGAGGACAAGACCGAUUAUAUCAACAUAUUACUGGUUGGGGUCAGGCAAAGCAAAGACUCCAACAAUUGUAUCAACAAAGAAUGGCUGCUGCCGCUGCUGCCGCUGCAGGAGGAGGAGGAGGAGGAGGAGGAGGAGGAGCAGCAGGAGGGGGUACCGCAUCUACAACUGCUAGUGGAGUUGGUCAACCACAAAUCCCUACUUCCAAACCAAUGGCAGUCAAUUCUCCCGUUACAUCCCAAAUAAUGGGUCCAAAUAAUACUAAUACAAUUACUACACCUGUCAACAACAACAACAAUAUGCAAUCACCCGUAGUUAUUAAUAAUACAACUACUCCAACUCAACCCAAUAAUAUGAUCCAACAACCUCAACAACCUCAACAACAACAACCUCAACCUCAACAACCACUUCAACAACAAAAUAAUCAAACCUCAACCAUUACAUCAAUACCAGCAUCAAGUAUUGGUCAAAUGGCACAAAAUCCAGCAUUAUAUAAAAUGUUUUGGGACAAGAUUAAAACAUUAAGAAACUAUGUUCCAGCCAUUGAAAAUAUGAUCAAAACAUCACCAAAUCAAGAACAAAAUCAACGUGUUGCUAGUGCCAAAAAGAGAAUUCAAGAGUAUAUUGCUUUUGUAAGACAAUCAGAUUACUCCAUCCUCAUCACCCAAGCAAAAAUGGAAGAACUUUUAACAAUUGAAAAACAAUUUUCAACCAUAUUCUCUGGAAAUGAUGAAGAUCAAUUAAAGAAAAUACUUGAAUAUAUUUCAAAAUUACAUGAAGAAUCAUUAUUAUCAUGUGAAAAAGAUAUGUUGAUGGUAUUUGAAAAAUCAAGAAAAGUGGUACCACAAUCAAUUAUGGAUAGAGCAGGUGGAGUAACCAAUCGAUCAUCAAUGUUGUGGUUCAAGAAUCCAACCAUUUUCAAUACAUUUUCAAAAUCAAAACCAAGUACUGAGAUUGUAGCUGAAAAGAAACAUGCCAUUUCAAAAGAUGUCAAUAGCGACUAUGUAAAUUUAAAGAAACAAAAAUUAUCAAAACAAAUCAAAUCAUUGGAUAUUCAAAAUCAACAACCUCCUCUUAAUAAUCAAAUCAAUACUGAAGAAUUAAAAAAACAAUUUAUUUUAUUGGCAAAGAUUGAUGAUUCAUUAUCAAAUAUUCAAGAGGUUGAUAAUAAUACCAUUGUCAUUUCAGAAAUCACAGAUAGUAGUAAAAAGAAUUUAUAUAUACAUUUUCAAAAUUCAAUUUCUAAUAUUUGGAAUGGCAAUGACAAUGGUGAUGAUCAACAAGAAGAAGAAGAAUCCAACAAACCAUUAUUUAUUAAACAAACACCAUAUAUACAAAUUUCAACCGAUGGAGAUAUAGUACAAAUUCAACCAUUAUGUAACUUUGAUUUAUGGUACAAUGCAAAAAGUGUCAUUUCUUCAUUCAAGCAAUCAAUCUUUCGUUUUGAUUGUAUAAAGAGUGAAUUGGAAAAGGCAAAGACAUUUAAACAACUCAAUGUCUCUAACAAACUAGAUGAAAAGUCAAUGAAAUUAUUGAUCACUGUAACUCAUCAACUUCCAUCUUUAUCCUUAAUCAUUGAAGUUCCAGAUAAAUAUCCUUUAGAAUCAAUUAAUUUUAAUUAUCCUCCAGAAUAUGAUUUAUCACCAUCAAUUAAACAAUUAUUUAAUAAUGUUAGAAAUGAAUUUAACAAAUUAUUGUUGACACAAAAUACCAGUAUUCCAAUAACAAAUAAUGGUAAUAAUAAUUCACCAACAACUACUCCACAAUUGGGACCACAACAACAACAAACGCAACCACAAAUGAACAUAAAUAAUAACAAUUCAAGUACUAUUAAUAGUUUGGGUAGUCAUGGUUAUGGUGAUAAUAUUUACAAUUUAAUCAAAGUUUAUCAAAAUAUCCAAGAAUAA
Cavenderia fasciculata is the source of this 2832-nucleotide messenger RNA. It is a transcript of the gene med15, whose product is annotated as putative mediator complex subunit 15. The record is from RefSeq and is a predicted model, not a curated record. The transcript has 7 exons. NCBI's taxonomy places the organism in Eukaryota, Evosea, Eumycetozoa, Acytosteliales, Cavenderiaceae. The coding region runs from base 1 to 2832 and encodes 943 amino acids.